Molecule: messenger RNA, 1248 nt
Organism: Microplitis mediator
Lineage: Eukaryota; Metazoa; Arthropoda; Insecta; Hymenoptera; Braconidae
Product: ATP-binding cassette sub-family C member 4-like
Exons: 5
Coding region: 1-1248 (415 amino acids)
Biological process (GO): transmembrane transport
Cellular component (GO): membrane
Molecular function (GO): ATP hydrolysis activity; ATPase-coupled transmembrane transporter activity; ATP binding
Source: RefSeq, a predicted model, not a curated record
AUGACAAUAUCAUACGCAAGUCAAGAUCCGUGGCUCUUUUCAGGAACUGUUAGAGAAAAUAUUCUCUUUGGACUUGAUUAUGAUCCAAUGCGAUAUCGACAGGUAACAAGAGUAUGUUCACUUUUAAGAGACUUCAAUCAGCUACCCAAUGGUGACAUGACAACCAUUGGAGAACAUGGAGAACCACUUUCGGGUGGUCAAAAAGCAAAAGUUAAUUUAGCGAGAGCUAUUUAUAGGCAAGCUGAUUUAUAUCUUUUGGAUGAUCCUCUAAGUGCGGUCGAUGCAAGUGUCGCGCGAAUUAUUUUCAAGGAAUGUAUUGUCAAGUUCCUCCAAGGAAAAACACGAAUCCUUGUUACUCACCAACUUUACUCUCUCAAGUAUGCCAACACUAUUGCUUUAUUCGAACAGGGAUUUAUAAAAACUCAAGGAACUUUUGACAUUCUAACAAAGACAAGUUUCGAAUUUAAUGAAAUGUUAAAUACAAUACGACACAACGAGGUACAAGAUUAUACUCAAAUAUUUACAAAUAAUAUAAGUGAAGAAAACGAAAUUAGUAAAGAUAAAAAAUCAACUUUUGUUCAAUCUCGAUAUGGUUGUCAGUUUAUACCACGCGAAGAAUUAGUGGAAAUGAAAAUUCAAAACCACGUCAAUGAUAGACCAAUAAAAAAGAGCGAUAGCUAUGAUUUGAAAGGAAUCAACCGACGCUACUCAAACUCAUGUAGAAAAAUUUCCAUAUUUAUUUUACUAUUGGUUUUAUAUAUUUUAUUACAAUUAACGACUAUUGUUGCCGACCAAUGGAUGUCUUACUGGACAACUGUAGAGACAAUUAGAACUUGCAUUCAAGCUCCUAAAGACAUAUGCAUUGGUUAUGAAAAUCAAUUAAACUCAAUGGUCAAUAUUAAUAUAAUAAAACCACUUUUGAAUGAGCACAAAUUAUUAGCAGCCAACUUCGCAAUAUAUAUUUACACAGUAUUUAUUAUGGGUCUUAUUGGAUUACUUUUGAUAAUAGUUUAUUUAAAAAUAAAUAUUUUUAUAAGCACAGGACAAAAACUAUAUUUUUUGAUAUUUUCUAACUUACUCCAGGCCAGAAUGCAUUUUUUUAAUUUGCAUUUAUCAGAUCUGUUCAGAUCUGAAACAUCAGAUCUGUUUAGAUCUGAAACAUCAGAUCUGUUCAGAUCUGAAACAUCAGCUCUGUUCAGAUCUGAAACAUCAGAUCUGUUCAGAUCUGAAACAUCAGAUCUAAUUUGA